Doryrhamphus excisus (bluestripe pipefish) is the source of this 712-nucleotide messenger RNA. The record is from RefSeq and is a predicted model, not a curated record. Lineage: Eukaryota; Metazoa; Chordata; Actinopteri; Syngnathiformes; Syngnathidae.
AUGUCUCCAGAGCUGCUCCUUGGCAAAACAUCAUCCCCCGCCACGGACAUGUGGAGCCUGGGUUGCAUGUUGGCGGAGCUUGACAGAGGCUACGCUCUCUUUGGCAGCCCAGACAGUGAUCCAUCAAAGCAGCACAAAAAUACUUUGGCCAUGAGGAUACGAUCUAGCAAUCCAAAGUUUCUCGAUUUCAUAAUGUCCUGCCUAGAAUAUGAUGCAAAGAAGCGCCUAACACCAGAACAUGCUUUGCGUCACCCAUGGAUCCUAAACACGGACGCAGCCAAGCCUGUGAAGUCUGCUAUUAAAAUGAGUGUCAAAGCUGCCAAAAACAGCUUACUAAAGAGAGAGAAAAUUCCACCGCCGUUGUUGCAGCCACUGACUCAACAUAAAUGAGUGACCCCUGAACCCUUGACACUGGGCAUACACACAGUAUGUGCAUGUGAUAAAAAUACAUGCAUGUUUAUGCAAACUUGGCUGAGUCAGUAGCGGAGGAAUGGAACCAAUGGAACCAAUGGAACCAAAGGGCCAAAGCAUCAGCUGCUAGUCUGCACAGCCAGGACUCCUUAGGCGCCAAGGACCAAACUGAGCUGAGCCUGCAUGAACAAAGCCUAUUAACUAUAAGUGUCCCCAUACAUGGAUACUAUAGUGUUUGGCAUCAUUUAAGACAGCAGCCUGCUCAUCUUCAUCAAGACCUCAGUGCUGUAACAACAGCCUA